Molecule: messenger RNA, 839 nt
Organism: Aspergillus wentii DTO 134E9
Lineage: Eukaryota; Fungi; Ascomycota; Eurotiomycetes; Eurotiales; Aspergillaceae
Product: DUF1772 domain-containing protein
Exons: 2
Coding region: 82-603 (173 amino acids)
Source: RefSeq, a predicted model, not a curated record
AUUGGAACGUGUUUCGUCUUCUUCCUCUUCUCUUAAAAACAUUCAAACCUGUAGAAAAUCACAACACGACAGACAAUCACAAUGAGCGCAUUCCCAACAGCUUUCCGCAUUGCCCAGACAGUGGGCAUAUCUGGGUCCUUCUGGCUUUCUGGAAAUAUAUCCGCGCUCUCUCUCCUCACUGUGCCCGCACUCGUUGAAUCCAAACCAAGCUCCGGCGUACAAUCGACGACACUAGCCAAGCAAUGGAAGCUCCUGUAUAACAAGGGGAAGUCUCAAAACCCCCCAGUUGCUCUGGCCACAUCUGCCGCGUUUCUCUAUCUUGCUUGGGCUUUGCGAUCGGAAGGUCACUUCUCUCAUCUUGCAUCAAACAACACUGUGUUAUUUUACAGUUCUGCUGCCGCGUUGGUAUUGGGCAUCGUACCUCACACGAUUCUCGGAAUGACUUCGACGAACGACAAGCUUAUAGCGAGUGCGGACAACUCAUCAACUGCAAAGGACAGCGAAAUUGACCAGCUUCUGAACCGGUGGAAAGUGCUGAAUGGCAUUCGUGGUCUUUGGCCCCUUGCCGGUGGGCUCCUGGGACUUGCGGCGGUGUUUUGCUAAGAUGGGUUCGAAAUUUUUUUUUUUUUUGUUUUCCAAACAAACAUGAGAUCAGUUGAGGCCCCAUGUUUCUGUGUAUCAUUACGAAAAUGUACUCUAGUUCCAAUUCCAAUUUCAAUGCAGGUUUUGCUUUUCCUACAGAACGUGAUGCCACAUGGAUUGCCUAUCUGGGUUAGCGCAAUGGCAUCCCAGUCGAUCUGUCGAUCUGAAGUCAUCGUUGCUUUUUCCCUCCCGACCAA